AUGGCAAAUCCAGGCAUACGGUACACGGCUCUCACUUCACGUCAACUGAGCGAACAGCCCGGUGGAGGCAACGAGAACAGUGCUUCCGGCAUCCCACUUCGCAGUGUAGGGACAUCUUCACACCUUCGACGGAAAGCUAUAGGGCGAUCCAGUGAGAGCGCAACCAUCACAGGAGAUCACAAUAUUGACUCGACCUCCAUCCCACCACGAGGCGAUCCACCGACAGGAUCCUUUGCGAGCGUUCCACAGUCCUCUCGCACAUCAGAAGCCGCGCACCUUUUGCCUAAUACCCCUCUCCUAGAGACUAUCCUGCAUGGAUCUCAGGAAGAUGCAACAUCAGGAGCACGGCGCAGCACCAGCUUCCUGCUGUGGGGUGGGGCGAAGCAGCCUGACCUGGCAGAAGAAGAAACGGCGGAGGAUGAUCUGCGGUUGAGCAAGACCUUCAAACAGAAAUAUCUAUCUGGUCGCACUGUCAGUCUUCGCUUCUUGGCGACUUGUGUGGCUAUCAUUCUGAUCCUCAACGUGGCCGUUCUGAUCUACUCAGCCAAGCGCGGACCCUCCAUUUCGGGCUCACUUCUGGUCGCGCAGGAUCAGUGCACCACUAUCAAAAAACUUGACGUGGGCCUUCAUGCACUCAUUAACAUGCUCGGUAUCCUUGCAUUGGCUGCUGUGGGUGGUUUCAUCACGGCCUUGUCAUCGCCCAGUCGAGAAGAUCUGGAUCGAGCACACCGAGUGGGCGCUUGGUUCGAUAUUGGCGUUCCAAGCAUCCGUAAUCUCAAAUACAUCGGUUGGAAACGCAAGUACAUGUGUAUAAUUAUCUACUUGCUGUCCUUUCCGAUACACAUCAUGUACAAUUCAGUCCUCUGGGUGAACUUGAAUUCUACAAGCUUCUACUACCUGAUCGUGUCGGACGACUUCCUAACUGGAGCAGCAUAUGACAUGACCAACAUACCUCUUCAAUACGUGGUAGAGCCCUCGAUCGAGCAGCCUGCAGCUGAUAAGAUCCAAAGUAUGCAGGCGCAUGCCUCAAGCUACGCUGUUCUCGACCCUGGAGACUGCAUCGACACGUAUUCGAAUAUUUACCCAUCCAAAUACUCGGAUCUCAUCAUGGUCAGCUCGCACGAGACUGUCACCAACUCCCUGCUUCUGUGGGACCUCUACCUGUCUUCCUCCUCCUCGUUCCUCUGCUCGCCUCCUGUCACCAACGAACACGAAGCCGAAGAUCUCUUCGACUACUCACCAGUCUGCGAUUUCGAUUCAAUCAAGAAAGAUCUUGGGAAUUGGACAACUUACGGCUACCACAUCAAAUACUGCCUUGCUCGGGAAGUCGAUCUGGACUGCUCUCUGAAUCUGGAUAUUGUCCUCAUGACGAUCAUGAUUGUGUGCAACGCUCUUUUGCUCGCUCUCAUGAUCUUCACUUUGACCGUUCUGUGGCCGAUCACACGCAGGACUCUUGCUGUCCAUGGAGAUGUCAUUGCAAGCUAUUUGCAGGCCGAAGACGAGUUCUCACACGGAAUGUGCAUGGCUGAAAAGAUGCGACUUGAAUACUUUUGGACCAAUCGCGGUAAACCCAUGCCCAUCUACGUUACUCCACGAAGAUGGUUCCAGUCCAUGAACAGAAGACGGCUUCUUAUUCUCAUCGGCAUCUUUAUUGGUGGCCUCGUGCUGGUUGGCAUCAUUACCGGAUAUGCACUCUAUAUUGUCCGUCAUGACCGCCGGCUUCCCAUCUCCUGGCGCAGUCUUUGGAACUUGGGGUUCGGAAGUACGACAGUAUCUGGCGAACUGGACAUGAACGAGAGUGGUUCCGUGACCUCGCUGGCAUUUGUUUCGAACAUCCCGCAAGUGUUCUUGGCCUUCAUCACGCUCGUCACGAAUGCAGCCAUGGUGGAAAUGACGCAAGCUGCUGACUACGCCCAAUUCGCCCCCAAGAGCCAGCGGCUCCGCGUCAGUGAGGCUGUUGGGUCCCAAGACGGGACAUAUCUGCUGGGCAUGCCCUACAACUACGCGAUCCCGACCAUCUCCAUCACGGCGCUCCUGCACUGGUGCGUCUCCCAGUCCAUCAUUCCCAUCAAAGUGACCGCCCCCAGCACAGACUCGCAGGCCCUGGACUUCGGCACGGCGGACCUGGUGUUCUCGCCGCUGGCAACCAUCGCAAGCGCCGUCAUGGGCGGCGUGCUCGUCAUCGCGACCCUCCUGCUGGGACUCCAGACGCUGAAGCCCCCGAUGCCGCUGGCGAGCAGCUGCAGUCUGGCAUUGAGCGCGGCGGUGCAUCCCUACGAGGAGAUUGUCGACCAAACCGCGAUCUACGUGCCGGUCAAGUGGGGUGUGGUUGAGUUCAAGGAUGGGCCAGAGGGCAGGAUCAGUCAUGCCUCGUUUGUAUCGAGUAGGCGGCCGUUGCUGAAGAUUGAUUCGACGGCGAAGUACAGGUGA
This is a messenger RNA of Cladophialophora immunda, 2430 nucleotides long. RefSeq lists its product as uncharacterized. The coding region runs from base 1 to 2430 and encodes 809 amino acids. NCBI's taxonomy places the organism in Eukaryota, Fungi, Ascomycota, Eurotiomycetes, Chaetothyriales, Herpotrichiellaceae. The transcript has 2 exons. The record is from RefSeq and is a predicted model, not a curated record.